CUGUCAAUGUCAGUUGAUAACGAUUGAUAAUUUAGCGAAGUCGCCGCGGGCUGUGGUCGUCUUCUUUUCAAUAUUUCUCGACAAAAAUAAACCCUUGAAAGGUCAAACUGUGAACCGUGUCUAAGCAACAGCUACAAGCACCGCAAACAAACGUUUACCGAAGGUGAACCAUCUCACUAGCAUGAUGGAAGAGGAGGGGUCAUGGGAGCACUUCUUUGCGGUGCAUCUGCCACCGACUGACUUCGAGGACAACCGCUCCCUGCUGAAAGAAUUCUGUGAACGGCACGAUCGCCAUGGGCACAAGAUUGUACUUGUUACUUCGGGCGGCACGACGGUCCCGUUGGAACACAAUACGGUGCGGUUCGUGGACAACUUCAGCGCGGGCAAGCGCGGCGCCGCCUCCGCCGAGUACUUCCUCGAACAUGGCUACGCGGUGAUCUUCAUGCACCGGCAGAAAUCGCUGGAGCCGUUCACGCGACACUUCACCGGGCAGAAGCUGCUCGACAUGCUCGACAUACAGGAGAGAGGGCCGAAUACCACCAUCACAGUGAAGCCAGACAGCGUGGACGUGCUAGCGCCCGUCCUACUCCGGUACAAAGCCGCCCACUCAGCCGGCGCGAUCCUGCACGUGGCGUUCACCACGGUGUCGGAAUACUUCUGGCUGUUGCGAGCCGCUUGUGAGUCGCUCAGCGCGCUCGGCCCUCGCGCCGUGUUGUAUCUAGCCGCCGCGGUGUCGGACUUCUAUGUGCCUAAGGACCGCGUGCCAACCCACAAGAUGCAGUCAGGCAGCGGCGCGCCCGUCAUCCAGCUUCACCUGGUGCCCAAGAUGCUGGCUCCACUAGUCAACCUGUGGAUGCCGUCGGCCUACGUGGUCUCUUUCAAGCUGGAGACCGAUGAGAACCUGCUCAUACCCAAGGCGAGGGCCGCGCUGGAUAAAUAUAAGCAUAAGAUGGUGGUAGCCAACAUGCUUCAGACACGACACCACCGCGUGGUGCUCGUGACCCCCGAGAGCAGCCAGGAGAUACUGCUCACCAGGGAGGAGGUGCAUGCCGGAGCGGACAUCGAAAGCCCUCUAGUAGCCUCCAUAGUGCAACUACACGCGGCGUCCUGCGGCUCCGAAGCCACUCGCGCCCCGCUCGCAGACUGCGGGCCCGCGCCGCCUCGCUGAGUGUCGCUCGGCCGCCUGCGCCGCCCCGAGCGCCGGUUGUACCUGACUACUGAGUAGGCGGCCGUCAGUGGUAGUGGACUGUGGUGUGGUGGAGCCAGU
Messenger RNA from Plutella xylostella (diamondback moth), 1267 nucleotides. It is a transcript of the gene Ppcs, whose product is annotated as phosphopantothenoylcysteine synthetase. Lineage: Eukaryota; Metazoa; Arthropoda; Insecta; Lepidoptera; Plutellidae. The record is from RefSeq and is a predicted model, not a curated record.